AGUAGGUGGGGCUUUUGGCAUUUGCGUGGGAGCUCUCCAAUGAGACCCAGAACAGGACAAAGCUCCAGCCUUCUGGUUUUCAUAACACUGGCCCCCUCCAGUAGGGCUGAGGCAUGGGAGGAGCCUGCCCAAACUCAAAUAAACUGACAUGCAGCAUCUCUUGAAGAUGUGCAGUCUCCACAGGACACACUGCAACAGCUCGGACAAGGACAGCUGAAACUCUCUGGCAAGAUGAUCAAGUCCUUCAAGCAAACAUUUCUGUCCCUGGACCUGCAGUCCCCUCGGUGGAGCUCAGCAGAGGCAAUGGUGAAGGACUAUGAACUGCGUCAGUAUGAGACAGCAAAGUGGGUCAGCACAGUCAUUAGGGGAGAAACCCAGAAGGAAGCAAUGCGCCAGGGCUUUUGGAAACUCUUCCACUAUAUCCAGGGAAAGAACGAAAAAGAAAUGAAGAUUGAUAUGACUGUGCCAGUGACCUGCCUGGUAAAAUCAGGCUGCACAGACUUCAAGAUUUCUUUCUUUGUGCCAUUUGAACACCAGGACUACCCCCCCCAGCCCACUGACUCUGAUGUGUUCAUUGAGGAACGGAAGGCAACAGCUCUCUUUGUCCGGUCCUUCGGUGGAUUCGCCUCCCCAGAGAAAUAUGCUGAGGAAGCAGACACCUUGGCCAGAACCUUAAGAAACAGAGGCCAACCAUUCCACGAAGACUUCUUCUAUACUGCGGGCUAUGACAGUCCCUUCAAGCUCUUCAACAGGCACAAUGAAGUGUGGUAUUUUAAAAAGUAACACGAUGGGGGAAUAUUAAGAGGCUACCAAUCUGCUCUGGAUGAAAACAGACCUUAUUAAUAGCUUUUGCUUUAGUGCAGAAAAGAUUUAAUUUGCAUGUGGACACAAUGUUUAAUUUAUUUUCUCCAGGAUGAAAUACUAUUCUGGCUAAAAACAUGUCAAAAUGUAAUUCAAGAUCAUACCAGGUGGAAUGGGCAGGAGAUAUAACAUACUCCUCUUGUUGAAAGGUUCUAGGCAACUCUAAUAAUCUGAAAAUAAUCCCGCUGAAGUUUGGGUAUCUAGCUUUACUUCUCAUUAGAAGUGCUACAGCACUAACUGAAGCAUUACGGAAAUUGAGUUCUUCAUAACUAAUUUUCCUCAUAUUGACAUCACCCCUGAGAUCAAGGAGGAAUUUAAAUGAAACUUUAGAGAAGAAAGCUUCCACUAAUGAGUGGAAGCAGAAACAUCUUAGCAGGCCUUAGUAACUCAUAAGAAGUAACUGUUGUUAAUUAGCAUAGCAAAAUCUCCGCACUCUUCACUGAACUUUUUUACCCCCUCAUGAACACCAAACAUUGUGUUGCUUAAAUUCCAGAACCCUUGGAAAAGGGUUACCAACUCCAAGCUGUACAUGUUCUGAGAUUUGCACCUGAACACGUAAUACCAGGAUUACUGGUGACCUAUUAUUUCAGUAGCAAAUACACAAGUACUAAGCUUAGCUCUCACCUAAAACACUUGAACUACUCCUUUAAUUAUUUAGCUUUCUCCAGAUACAGGUAUUGCUCAGAUCACCUGCAGCCUGCACACCAGCAGUAUUUGACAUUUAACCUAGUUUAGUCUCUGCUCUAAAUUAAGCAUUUUAAAUUUUAUUAUAGUAGCCUGGAUCUGUUUUACAUCAAGUUGUUCCAGCCAGAAAGGAGGUCACAACACCAGGUAGAGUUUGCAGAUUUUUAUUGGCUCCAACCAGUGUCAGGCAAACAUUAUCAGUGAGGUGAAAACACAUCAGCUUUUCUAAUGCUGUUCAUGCAAGUGUAACCCAUUUAUCAGCAAUGUUCCACCUAUUAAGACAGACAUAAGAACCAUUGUCAGGUACCAAACCAGCACAACACACUUUGCUGGGAACAUCUCAGACCUUAGAAUUUCAUCUCUGUUCAGUGAGAGAGUUCAAGCUAAGGUUAUCAUCACUUGUUCCAACAAAUACAUUUCAUUAUUACAGCAGUUACACUCACUUUCUCAAUUCUUCAUACAUUAGUUUCAGAGUUUUGCCUCUUCACCUAAAUCAAGAAAACACAGUUAGCAUAUGCAGCAGCACAACUGCUAAAAUCUCCACAACAGCUUCGUAACCUCAGAUGGAAAAGGAACGGAAAGGGUAAUAUCACUGUAACUCAUUUGGCAGAAUCAAUUUCAUCAGUGGCUACAAAUAUGCCCAAAAGUUUUUAAUACAAUUUAUCUGUUGUGUGGACUUACCCAGUGGGGCUGCAGACAGCACAAUCCCUUCCUGAGGAAGAAAGAAGUACUUUCAGAGUUAACAGACAGCAGCACUAUAUGCACAGUUUAUUUAUCUAUGAAUUUCUAUUCACCAAACUAUUCUAUCUAGAAGGAAACUGACUUUCAGCUGGCAUCUUACGAGUUCAACUUCCAACACCCAAAUAGGAUGCACAAAGCUUACAAAUCCUAACUGGAAAUACAGAAUUACUAACAUUGGAAGAAUCAGGGAAAAGUAAAAAGCUACUACUUUGCAAUACUCUCUCCCCCAACGUUGUAUUUCAUGAUUUUAAAUACCUGAAAUACAAGUCCUAUAGGUUUUCAAAAUGGCUUGAAUCUUUGUGAGAGCCAGUUUGGAAACAAGUCUGUACAGCAAUCAUCUAGAGCUAAAUUUGUGUAGAGCCAAUAUAAAGAUUAGUAGUAAAAACUGCUGAGAAGUGACAGCCACAACACACAGGUUUUUUAUUUUAAUUCCAGAGUGCAGUGUUACAGUGGUGUCCACAGAGCAGCCAGAUACAAUAAAGGGACAAAUCAGGUAUCCUAUAGGACUAGUUUUAGGUACCACUAUCUAAGCAUUCAGCACAAAGACAAUAUUCCAGGAAUUAUUAAACCCCAUGUCCUCUACACUUACCUCAGAUACACCCAUCUUGUUUCUCACACAAACUCCAUGCAAGUUUCACCCUGUAGAGAAGUGAAAUUGUACUAACACACUCUUGGCAGUGAUUUUAGACUGUGAUUGUGGGUACUGUUUCAGCACAAGAGUUUUCCUCAGCCUCUUUCAGAGAGAUUCCCAUUGCUUAGAAUUCAUCACAAACAGUACAUGCUUAGAGAAGCUUAAUGUUAUAUCACUUGUUUCUCCUUAGAGGGAUCUGACCUUAGAAUUUCAGACCUUACUCCCAAUGACACCUUCAUUCACUCUGAGAGCUCUGAUCUAGCCAUCAAGAUAAAACAAUUCACCACAUAAGCAUUCAAGAUCAGUGCUACUGCCUGAAAGAGUCCACUAAAUUUAAACAGCAAAAAGUUUAAUAGAAAAUAAUUGUACUGCAUUUGCUCAGCCCAGAACGCGUGGCAACCUGGUAGCAGACCUUGUCUUAUCAAGUAGGAAUUCAAGUAGUCCAUGGCAGCUAUACAUUUAAAAUGGUCCCCACUAUUUCUUUUUAGUCACAGAAAGCACCUUGGGUGAGUGAAUCCUGCAGGCUGCUGGAAAAAUCUGUGGGCUUUUUUUUACCUGGUUAAGGUAAAAAAAUCAUCAAGAACCCUGCUUAAUGCUGCAGCUACAUGGUAAAGCCCAGGAUCAAGCAACUUCCCCAUUCCCUGCAUCACAGUUCUAAACAGUCACACUCACGUGUUAGCAACUUACUUUUGCUGGCAUCACUUCCCAGCUCCAUCACACCUGGAACAAAGCAAACCAUCAGGACAGUACAAAAACAAGCACAGGAGGAUGAAAUCCAAGUCAGGUGCCUGCAGUCAGAUAGAGCUAAUUACAGACCUCCAUGAUUGAAGUCAAGGCAGUCAUAUCUCAUCACACAGGCAGUUUACACUGUCAGCCCCUGCACAGCCCUGCUAUAGGGCUAGGCUGCUAUGGGCAAGAGAGCAAAUACUCAAUUAGUGUUAUCAGAGCCAAUUCAAGAGCUCACAGUGAAGAGUUUAGUACACACCUGUCAAGACUGGGCUCCAGCCAGCAGACCCCCUUUAAAACAUCCUCCUGUUUUGGCUGAAAUGCAAGCCACAGCCAAUGGGCCCCUUUUGCCCCUAGGUGACAAGCAGUUAAAUACUUAACUUACGGGCAUCCGUUGAAAUCCUAAUACUUGGGAAGCUAAAACAAGUACUUACCUUACAAUGAGAAAUAUUUGGAAGCCUGCAAAGAAAAAUUUGCUAUUACGCAGGGUCCAGCAGGAAGUUACAGCAUAAGAACAGUUCCAGUAAAAUACUGUAUCAGUUUGGUCAAGUUUUAUCCUCAUGGGGAUCAGAGACCUGAUUCAACAUCAUUUACAGUAGGCUGCAACACUCCCAUCCCCUUCUGAAGGCAGGGUGUAAAGCCAUUUCCCAGCACUCUUUAAUACUGUGACAUGUUCAUUCUCCAACUCCAGAGCAUGCUGAAAUUGCACGAAGGAGCAAACCUCACAGCUGCAGAGUUCAGUAAUGUGAGCUGAUGCACAACUUGGUUGCACAAAGUUUCAGACACCAAAUUCACAGUACUGCCGCAUUCACCAUUUAGUUUUAACAGGAAAAUUCCAGAGAUCCUUAACACUACAAUUAUUUCAUGCUCUUAUCAUGAAACACAGGACCCUGAAGGCACACUUACAGUACUUAUAUUUGCCUCACACUUUCCAAAAACAAAAUUAAUUCACAAACAUCUCCAAAAGCAAACUCCCAAACACAAAUGCACCACAGACAAAAGUAGCAUCCAUCUUAAAAGGUUUAUUAGUUACCUUCAAUUAGGAAGGCCUUGUCUUCACCAACAUCAGUAACAGGUGAAAUAGUUUUUCACACAAAAGGAAUGGGGCUCCUCUGUCCACAACAGCCUGCAAAGCAACAAAACGCUUUUAGAACCUGGAGCACUAACACCUAAUUAACCUUAUUCUGCUAUAUUUUGUGUUUGACUUCACAACUAUAUCCUACUCUCUUUCUAUUCAUCCUACUAAAUUUUUUAUGUUUAACCCACUUACUGGUCUUCUGAGAUAAAUUUUCAAAACGCAUUCAUGGAGCAAAAGGAAGUGUUUCACCUUCAGCUUCCCAUAUGAUUUGUUUGAAGUAGCCUAAGCUACAGGAGGCUGCAUCAGACAGGAGGCGAAAGACGGUAACUGUGAUCACCACGAGUCAUCUGCUGAACUAUGCAGUCAUCACACAGCAGCCUUUUCAGACAGCAGGGAUGAAAUUGAGUUUUCACAGAUGCCAGCAGUGCAGUAUUUACCUCGUAUCAGCUUGUAGCUUAAUCUCCCAGUGCCUGCAACAAUAGAAAACAGAAUCAGAUCCCUUCAGCCUUUGUGGCCAAGCCCACAAGUCUCCUACUGAGAGACCGCAAAAGCCAGAUACAUCAGAUAGGGGCGAAGGACAGAAGUGUUCAUCACAGGAUAUUCUGCUGAACUAUGCCAUCAUCACUGUAUCCGCUUUGGAAUCAUAGUACCAAGCAAUCACCUCUUGUGACUGCUUUGGCAAGUAAAUUUUCCCAAUAAUAAAAAAAAAUAUUUAAAAGUUUGAA
This is a messenger RNA of Corvus hawaiiensis (hawaiian crow), 5446 nucleotides long. It is a transcript of the gene HEBP2, whose product is annotated as heme binding protein 2. NCBI's taxonomy places the organism in Eukaryota, Metazoa, Chordata, Aves, Passeriformes, Corvidae. Gene Ontology annotation, cellular component: cytoplasm. The coding region runs from base 232 to 783 and encodes 183 amino acids. The transcript has 5 exons. The record is from RefSeq and is a predicted model, not a curated record.